Molecule: messenger RNA, 810 nt
Organism: Laccaria bicolor S238N-H82
Lineage: Eukaryota; Fungi; Basidiomycota; Agaricomycetes; Agaricales; Hydnangiaceae
Exons: 4
Coding region: 1-810 (269 amino acids)
Biological process (GO): mismatch repair
Cellular component (GO): MutLalpha complex
Molecular function (GO): ATP hydrolysis activity; ATP binding; ATP-dependent DNA damage sensor activity
Source: RefSeq, a predicted model, not a curated record
AUGCAGGGAGGCAGCAACAAGGGGAAGGAGGCGCUCAUUAGCUCCAAGGUUUUGGUAGAUGCUGGCGUAUCAAAUACGGAGAAUGAUGACAGGGCCGUGGACGCGCUUGCGCGAGUGAUUGAGAAGGAGGAUUUCGCUUCGAUGGACGUUGUUGGGCAAUUCAACCUCGGGUUCAUCAUCGCACGGCGCCGGAAGGACGCUUCCCCAUCCCCUUCUCGGUCCAUUUCGCAGGAAUUGCAAGUGAUGGAUGACCUUUUCAUCGUGGACCAGCAUGCUUCGGAUGAAAAGUACAAUUUCGAGACCUUGCAGCUUACGACUAGGAUCCAGUCUCAAAAACUAUUUAGACCUCAGCCACUCGAGUUGACUGCGGCGGAUGAACUCUUAGCCACAGAGAAUAUAGAAGUCCUUCGGCAGAACGGCUUUGAAAUAGAGGUCGACGACAGCGAAUGCUCUGGUCAAGGAAGUCGGCUGAAAUUAGUUGCGCAGCCCAUUAGCAAGAGCACUGUGUUCGGUAUGAAAGAUCUCGAAGAAAUCAUCCACCUGAUGCGGGAUCGACCUACAGGCCAAAUGGUUCGAUGUUCGAAGGCUCGAGCCAUGUUUGCGAUGAGGGCCUGUAGGAAGAGCGUUAUGAUCGGCAUGCCACUGAAUUCUCACCAGAUGCUUACGGUGCUGCGACAUAUGGGAACGAUUGACCAGCCCUGGAACUGCCCUCAUGGUCGUCCAACUAUGCGUCAUCUUCUUGAUAUAACCACGAUUGAUUCGACUUCAAUCAUGCAAUCAGCCCCCAUUGAUUGGUCUGCUUUUCAAUGA